Geodia barretti is the source of this 1609-nucleotide messenger RNA. Lineage: Eukaryota; Metazoa; Porifera; Demospongiae; Tetractinellida; Geodiidae. The record is from the annotation of a GenBank genome assembly.
AGUCUGGAGAUCCCAGAGGGAGCUAUUACUGAGGGAGAGAGACUCACAGUUGAUGUGGGGGUGGCCUGGCCCUCUCUGGCCUGUUCAAGUUCCCAAAAGGUCUGAGACUCCCGUGUUCUUGAUCUGCGCCAAGAAAGAAACCCAGUUCUCGAUACCAGUCUUAGUCACCAUCUCUCACUUCCUUAACCUUACGAACGAUGACGACAUCACGUCUCUGGGUCUCACUUUCCUCAAAGCAGACCACAACAAGAACUCUGAGGGACUGUACGAGUUCAAGAGAGCAGACAGACAAAUGAUCUUUGAACCUCACAAGAGAUUUGGUGUUCUUCACACAACUCACUUCUGCUCUGUCUGUAUUGCCUGCAUAGACAAUCUGCAGAGUCUUGAGAAGACAACAUUCUGCAUCACUUCUGUGCUACCAAACACCACCAUCCCAGUUGGCGAAAAGGCUUACAGCUAUUUCUUUUUGACAUUUCUCAACCUAAGGACAUGUCUCAGGAGACUGGAUGAGAUAAUAAAAGGAAUGAACUUAGUCGGAUAUGAUGUGAAGAGUGAUGCAUUUGAGUUUAGGGCUACUAAUUCAUCGGAAGAGCCAGAACUAGAGAUUACCAUUACUCAACCAGAGCAUGGAAGAAUUGGUGUUAAUGGAUCCUUGACUGUCCAACAUAAAGAAAUUGACUUCUUCAUUCGAGAGCCAACUUCAGAGGAAAAGCUUUGGCAAAAGAAAAUGUCGGAUUAUACCCUCCAAGAAUUAGUGUGUUCUUUGUUUCCACGCCGGCCAAUACUACUCUGAGUGGUGGUAGGAUCGAGUUCAAAGGUGCCGAAAAAAGGCUCUCAUAUGACAUUUUUCUGGCUCCAGAUGAGGAAGAUCGUGUGCAUAAAAAGCCAUCGGAAUUUGGUAAAGUUACUGAAAGCAGUCUUCCAACUUGCAUUCACCGGAGUGAUUCCACAAAUAUUAGUAUGGAGCAACACUCUUACAUCAAAACCAAAAAUGAAGACAAUGACUCAUCCAGGCCCCUCUCGGUCCCCAUUCAUGGUUCUGAUCCUAAUGAACUGUCCUACAGUGUGAAGGACGACAACACCAUCAUCUCUGAAUCGCACAUCCAGCAGCGUCCACAAACCUUGGAUCACCCUAGUCCCGUAAUGGAACAGACAGGAGAGGCAUUUCCCACAGUACCUGAGAUUCGUAUUGUCUCCCCAGACAACGAGCCAAUAGUAGAAAGUUCUGGUUACAUUGAAGAGUUCACUUCGCAAAAUGAUGAUGCCAUUGCAACCUCCGACCUCACUGAUGUAAUAGGUGAGGGUAGAAAGUUCACAGACAAGGCCAAUGACUUCAGUCUGGAGAUCCCAGUGGGAGCCAUUCCCGAGGGAGAGUUGACCUGGGGGUGGCCCUCUCUGGCCGAUUCGAGUUCCCAAAAGGUCUGAGACUUGUGUCUCCCGUGUUCUUGAUCUGCGCCAAGAAAGAAUCCCAGUUCUGCAAACCAGUCUUAGUCACCAUCCCUCACUUCCUUAACCUUACGAAUGAUGACGACAUCACAUCUCUGGGUCUCACUUUCCUCAAAGCAGACCACAACAAGAACUCUGAGGGUCUGUACGAGUUCAAGAGAGC